UCUCAUGAUACCCAUCAUGAUCGAAGCGGGAAUCGACAAGGAGAGCGUCCAGGUUGAUAAACCUAAUGAAGCUGGAGACGGAUGUCGAGGAUUUUGCGACUAUCUUGAUGGAUAUUUCUGCCUGGAUUUCUUUGGAAUCUGUGAGCCUUGUAGCCAAGCAGACUGUGAGUCUCGCGACAAGUCAUUCUGUCCACCGAAGUGCGAAGAUUACUUGAAAAGACAACAACCCACCUAUACUUCACCUACAAGAACGGCGUCCAAAUCGACAACACCAGACUUUCCUCAGGGAUCGCUAUCCUCCACAGCUUCGUUUCAGCAUUCCUCUUCAUCAGAUUCGUUAACCAUGUUAACUGAUGAACUUACGCAGCCACACUUACGAUUCACAAACAUCUUUGUCCCAGUAAUAGCCACUGGGGCCAUUCUUAUCCUGAUACUUUUAUGUACAUGUAUGAUAUGUGUAUACCCCCGGGCGAUGUUUUUUCUCCUGAGUACUAUGAGGAUGAGGCAAACACGACGCGAUGCCUCACCAGCAGUCACGGCGAAGAUGAAAGUCAGAUCAACGUUUACUCCUGCGAGUCCUAACCCUUGCACAUCCGUCGCUAUGCCAUGUUUGCCGCCUGAUCUUAUUAACUCACUUUCAACGAAUGUGUGACUUCUCUAUAAUUCCACCUUCGACAUGAAUGUCACUGGGAUACAUGAUUAGCGGAUAAUUCUUUUCUUCGAAGAACUGAAGUUUGUCAUCACUGAGCUUAAUUAGGUAUCUCGCUAGGCUGCGACAGAUAGCGACUAGUUUCAGACACAGAAUUGCGAGAAAAUACGCGAAUUGGCGACGAUUUCACUUGGAAUCACACUGAAUUGGUACUUUCGGUACAUCUGUUGCACGAACUCUCAGCAAAUCGUUUAGAGUUCGCAUACAUGUCGUGCGAUAUUUGCACAUCAGUCGAGUGACAUUCGUGCAAAUAUCGUUCAAA
This is a messenger RNA of Strongylocentrotus purpuratus (purple sea urchin), 971 nucleotides long. RefSeq lists its product as uncharacterized. The record is from RefSeq and is a predicted model, not a curated record. Lineage: Eukaryota; Metazoa; Echinodermata; Echinoidea; Camarodonta; Strongylocentrotidae. The transcript has 2 exons. The coding region runs from base 5 to 652 and encodes 215 amino acids.